AUGAGGUAUUCCAUCGCCGCGAAGUGGAAAUUCGUCGUCUGUGGAUUAAUUUUGGCCGCAUCCUUCAUAACCGGUUCUGGUACGAGCAGGGUUUUCGAUAUUGAAAACAUUCCCGUGGUGAAGUACGUGGCAGUGGCCGGGAAAAACGUUACCCUCGACUGCCCGGGCGUUAACGAGCGCUCGCUGGUGGAAACGCUAGUUUGGCGGACGGCCCACACCAUCGCUGAGUACGUCAACGGUUUGGCUUUGGUCAGCAAUCAGCGGUUCACAUUGCUACCUGAUAAUUUUAGCCUGCACCUCAGUCCCACCGCCGCGUCUGACACGGCCGAGUACAGCUGCCAACUGAACAAUCGCCACAGCCCGGAAGCCAUUGUCGACUUGCUGGUACAAGAUGUACCGGACCCGCCCGGACGUCCGCUGGUCGUAAGCUUCACGUCACGUUCGGUCAAUCUAUCCUGGGCGCACUCGCAAGACCCCCGAAAUGCACCGGUUACAAAUUUCAUCAUCGAAACAAGGAUCGGCGAAAAUGGCAAUUGGACGUCGGAGUCACCAAUACACACCAACAGCAGCCAAUCCGCGCACCAGGUGACAGGACUGCAACCGUUCACCGUGUACAGCUUUCGAAUCGUGGCCGUCAACACGCUCGGAGACAGUCAACCGUCGAAGGAGUCGUACUACUUCGUAACGCUGCGUGAAGCACCGACGGGCAAACCGGUAACAACAAUCGCACACAACACUUCCGCCACCUCCGUGUACAUCUCCUGGAAGGCACCACCACCGGAAUCGAUUCUCGGCGAGUUUCUCGGCUAUCGGAUAACGUACCGGCCCCGGGACCACCACACGGACGACGUCCAGGAGAUCUACAUUCGCGAUAGGACCGUCGAGAACUACGAAAUUCAUAACCUCGAAACGUACACGCAGUAUCUGGUCUCGAUACAAGUGUUCAACCCGGAAGGAUUAGGACCACCGACGACCGUUCUGGUUAUGACAGAUGAAGGAGAACCGAGUCCACCCCAAAACCUAACGGUGCUGGAGGUGACGUCCACCACCAUCAAAUUGACAUGGCGCGAGCCGGAAAAAGCGAAUGGUGCCAUCCACGGCUACCGGGUCUACUACAUUCAUCAGAACCAAACCGAUCUUCACAUGCCCAUCCUAAAGCUGAACGAAAUGCAAAACUCCGUGUAUCACUACACGCUUUCAAAUUUAAAACCCUUCACGGAGUACCGCAUUCUGGUAACUGCGUUCACGAAGAAGCACGACGGCAAACCAUCCGAGGUCACGCAGCGCACUGAUGUCAGCGGUCCGAGCGCGCCCAAAGUGGUGAAUCUGACGUGCCACUCCCACAACGCCCUGUACUAUGGUUGGCGCAUUCCGCAGACGUUCUACAACACGAUCGAUCUGUACAUUAUCAGCUACCGAAACAUCGCGUACCACGAGUUCCGUGAGAUUCGAAUCACGGUCAAUGCGUCCAUCAUGGAAACUUCGUUAAUCAUUCCAAACCUCACGAGCAACGCGGUUUACGAGGUGAAGGUGCGUGCUGCAUCUGUCAGUGUAAUCAAUCCAAAGCAAAUUAUUCUGGGAUCAUACUCCGAGCCCCGAAAGAUCUCGCUUCAACCGAACUGCGAAAAGACUCCCUUAAACUCGCAAAGACAGGCUUACGACGACUACAAUCUGGCCGUGCUGGCCGGCAUUGUGUUUAGCUGUUCCGUCCUGCUGCUCAUCGCACUGGCGCUUAUACUUUGGAAAAAAUGCUUCCACGCUGCUUAUUACUAUCUUGACGAUCCGCAACCUUGUCAGGGUUCUCAGGCUGGUCUCAUAGAUUGGGAAGGACCAAGCGAGGUGGCAGGUGAAGUGCGCUGCCCAGUGACGGUGGCAGAUUUUACCAAACAUGUCGCCCAGCUGCACGCCGAUGGUGAUAUCGGCUUCAGCAAGGAAUAUGAAGCGAUCCAGGGCGAGGCAUUAAAUGACGAGUAUCCUUCCGAAAACUCCCAGCAUCCGGAGAACAAGGGCAAGAAUCGAUAUCUAAAUGUUAUCGCUUACGAUCAUAGUCGUGUGCAUUUGCGACAGGUACCUGGGCAAAAGAAGCACCUUGACUAUAUCAAUGCUAAUUACAUAGAUGGCUACCAGAAGCCACGUGCCUUCAUUGGCACACAGGGUCCACUGCCGGGAACUUUCGACUGCUUUUGGCGCAUGAUCUGGGAACAGCGUGUGGCGGUAAUAGUGAUGAUAACGAAUCUUGUCGAACGUGGCCGAAGAAAAUGUGACAUGUACUGGCCGAAAGAUGGCACCGAAACGUACGGCAUUAUUCAGGUGCGCCUGGUAAAGGAAGAUGUCAUGGCUACUUAUACCGUUCGUACGCUGCACAUCAAGCAUUUGAAGAUGAAAAAGAAGAAGCAGUCUCAGAUGGAAAAAACUGUCUACCAGUAUCACUACACAAAUUGGCCCGAUCACGGCACUCCAGACCACCCGUUGCCAGUGAUCAACUUUGUCAAGAAGUCAACCACAGCCAACCCGGCCGAUGCGGGUCCAAUUGUGGUACAUUGCUCGGCUGGUGUCGGACGAACCGGGACGUUCAUCGUGCUGGACGCAAUGCUGAAGCAGAUCGAAACGAAAGCAUCGUUAAAUGUGUUCGGGUUCCUGCGAUACAUUCGCGCUCAGCGGAACUAUCUAGUGCAGACGGAGGAACAGUACAUCUUUAUACACGAUGCACUGGUCGAGGCGAUCGAUAGUGGCGAGACAAACAUCAAAAUGGAUGCAAUUGGCGGAUUGGUAAAUCAUCUGGACUUCAUCGAUGCACAGUACAAGCUUAUCGUAAGUUAUCAGCCAAAGGAGAUCAACUUGACGUCGUCUUUGAAACAGGUAAAUGGCAUAAAAAAUCGUAGCUCACUUGUCCCCCUGGAAGGUAGCCGAGUGCACCUUACUCCUAAGCCGGGCGUAGAAGGUAGUGACUAUAUCAACGCCACUUGGCUGCACGGAUUCCGCCGGUUACGGGACUUUAUAGUCACGCAACACCCGCUAAUCGAAACCUUCAAAGACUUCUGGCAGAUGGUGUGGGAUCACAAUGCGCAAACGGUGGUGCUGCUGUCUUCGGUAGACAAUAUGUCAUUUUUGCAAUUUUGGCCUAACGAAUCGGAGCCAAUCGAAAGCGAUUACUAUCGCAUUCGGAUGGUGUCGGAGAUGUCCGAAGAUAACUACAUCGUGCGGAGCUUCGUAAUUCAGUCUAUUCAGGAUGACUACGAGCUCAGUGUAAAGAUGCUGGAAAACUCUUCCUGGCCGGAUAUGAAUAACACUCGUUCAAUAUUCGAUUUUGCCGUGCGUGUUCACGAACGGUGUAGCGAAUAUAGAAACGGUCCCAUAGUUGUUGUGGAUAGAUACGGUGGUUUCCAGGCAUGCCAGUUUUGUGCCGUUAGCUCCUUAGCGAUGCAGUUAGAAUACGAUCAGACUGCAAAUAUUUAUACCUACGCAAAACUGUACCACAACAAGCGGCCGGGUAUUUGGACUUCGUACGAUGACAUCCGACAAAUCUAUCGAAUACUCUCGUACAUGCCGAAGGAUCUUGGGCUGUUGAAAUGCACCGAGUUACGAACCGAGUUUGACGACGCAGCAAUGAUGACGGCUACACCGGAUCUGUACAGCAAAAUCUGCAGCAACGGUAGUAUAAACAAUCAACUCACCGGUGGCACUCCAGAUGGUGUAGGUAAUGGUACGACCACUACAACAACAACGACAACGUCCAUUAAUCCACCCACGGGACUUGCCGGCACACCGAACUCGGUCUGUCCACCGAUGGUAGCGAUGGGAGCGAUGGGAACGACGCCACCACCGCCGACACUACAGAACGGCGGUACUGUUAUCGUGAAGAUGAAUGGUGACGAUAACGAAGAGCUGUCUGUCGUGGUGGCCACUGGCAACCACCAUCUUAAUUUGGACCACAAUCAAGCAUAA
This is a messenger RNA of Anopheles nili, 3945 nucleotides long. It is a transcript of the gene Ptp99A, whose product is annotated as tyrosine-protein phosphatase 99A. The record is from RefSeq and is a predicted model, not a curated record. The transcript is spliced from 16 exons. NCBI's taxonomy places the organism in Eukaryota, Metazoa, Arthropoda, Insecta, Diptera, Culicidae. Bases 1 to 3945 code for a protein of 1314 amino acids. Gene Ontology annotation, molecular function: protein tyrosine phosphatase activity; protein binding. Gene Ontology annotation, biological process: protein dephosphorylation.